ACAGAGGGCACAAAGUUCACUGCAACAGAUAUAGCUGCGGUGGUAGGUUUUUUUUCUGUUUUUAUGACCACAGUGUCUUCUCUCAGUCAUCCUUGGGGCAAUCAUUGCUAUAAAACAAUCCCCCUUGCUGUGUUUCUGUUGCCUCCUGACCUCAUCACACCCAUCUCACGGACGUUGUAAACAAACUCAAAGAAACCACAUACGGUUUGAUCAGCAGAUCGCUUCUGCUUGUCCAUUAUCCACUGACCAAAGUGACCGCUUUAGCCCUUGCGCGCAUACCAAGAACACAAGAAGCCGUAACUGUGGCCACCUCAGAAAUAUCCAUCGUCUUCACCAUGAACUUGUAAAAGUUGGUUUUCUUGGUGAGGCUGUUGGAUGAGUUGUGUAAGUGUCCUCACAUGGCAGGAUGAGCGGCACAAAAUGCUGACAUAGAUUUCCUGUCAGGAUAUAGUCACAUGGGGGGAGUUGUAACUUUUUUACACUUCAUAAACUUGUAGCGGAAUUAGAGGAAGGUUGGACAACAGAGAGGUAGGAACAUUUUACUGUGUUUAGCUUUGAUUUAAGCAUAUAUCAGUGACUUUUGAAAGAACUCCUUUUUCUUCUGCUUGAACUGCAUCCCAUUAUUCAACAUCAAUACUUUUUUUGCAAUGGCUUUUAGUGCCUUCAGACAAGCUCACAUAUAUGAAAAACGAGCAGUCUCGAAAGAGGACAAAUCCUGCAUCCAGUGCCUUGAGUGCUAUGACCAAAAUGUUUACAUAGGGACUAAAGAUGCAACAGUCCAACACCUCAUUCUGACAAGCAGCACAAAUGGAGACAAGAGCCCUGGCCCGACCAAAAUCAGAGAAGGUAGGGCAAGAAAACUAGGCUCAAGCAACUCUGUAAAUCAACUGAGGGCAGUCCCACUUUUCAACCAUCUGCUGGUCCUGUGGGACCGGAGCGUUACUGCCCUCAACAUGUUUUCCUUAGAGCCUGUUCCUGCUCUGAAGAAGAUCCAGCAUGUGUCUUUGUUUGAGGUGUGCGACUCAUUGCUCGCAUCGCAGGGGACAUGUGUGCAGAUGGUGACGUCUUCCAGCCGCAGGAAAAUGCUCCGGAUCCAUGUGGUGGGAGUGGACAGGUGGGAGGUUGUAAAGGAAGUCUCUUUGCUCCAAGACCCUGUGGCCUUGGCGGUGGAUGGUGCAACUCUGUGUCUUGCCACCAGUGACAGGUACCUCCUCUGUGACAUUCAGACUGGGAGCUGUGAGGAGCUCUUUCCUCAUAAGCACAGCAGGCAGCAUGUUAUCGUUACUUCACUGGGAGAAGGAGAAUUCCUCCUGAAUGGGCCCGAAUUUUUGGGCAUGUUUGUGAUGAAGACGGGGAUAUGCCAGCGCCCUCCCCUGCAGUGGCCUCAGGAGGUGCUGGCAGCCGGGGCAUGUUUCCCUUACGUCCUAAGCCUGCAGCCCGAACUGUUGUCUGUUUACAGCAUGUUGGAUCAGCAACACAAACAGACUGUGAGUCUCACUGGAGCAAGGGGUCUGCUUUCAAUUUCAGAUGGUGUGUUAGUGUUCACAGAGAGAGACAUUUUCAGCCUGAGCCUGGUGCCAUUCGAAGAGCAGAUCCAGGCACUUGUAAGGCACCAAAGGGUUGAGGAGGCCUUAUUGCUGCUGGAAGGGGCUCAAAGCCGUCAUCCACUUGACUCAUACAAGGAGCUACAGAAGGCCAUCACUUGCCUGGCUGGAUUUGCUCAUUUUUACCAGGAGGGUUUUUCCCAAGCCAAAGAUCUAUUCAUUAAAGGUGAGCUGGACCCGAGAGAAAUCAUCCGCCUGUACCCAGAUAUGUGUCUCAGCGAGGACUUUCAAUCUCAUCUUGAUCAAAUAAACAAGGGCAGAGAUCUCCAGGUGCUCAAGAAGGAGGACAGAAACAAAUUUCAUCAUUACCUGGCCUUCCUGGGAGAUUUUCUCAGAGCAGUAAGGGGGACAGAGCGAGACCUGAAGUGCAGUAAGGAAGUGGACAGCACCCUCCUGAGGCUGUAUGUAGAAAUGAACGAUGGUGAAAAACUCCAACAGCUUGUUGCUUUUCCCAAUAAGUGCAGUCUGGACCUCUGUGUCCCUGUUCUGGAGCAACACCACAGAUUUUUUGCUUUAGGUUCCCUCUACGAAAGCCACGGGAUGCACACUGAUGCAGUAAAGACUUGGGUGAAGAUUACAGAUGGCUUGUGUAAAGAUUCUUCCUGCUCAGACAUAUAUGGACACAUAGUGGCGACUCUCAGUCAGCUCAGAGACAAAGACACCGUGUGGGCAUUUGCAGAUUGGACUUUACAAAGAAACCAAGAGACAGGUGUGCAGAUUUUCAUCAAGCGCCCACCAGAUGGUCAAUUUGAAACACAAGAUGUCCUCACAUUCUUGGAGACAUUUCCACUGGCGUUGAUUUUCUAUCUUGAGUACUUAAUCCAUGAUUUAAAUAGCGAGGAAGAGAGCCAUCACAACCGUCUGGCCCUGGCAUAUGUUACUCAGAUGCUGCAAAAGGAAGAUGAAAGAGUGAGGGUGACCAGAGGGAAGCUGCAGCAGCUGCUAUGGGAGUCCAAAUUCUAUAACAUCUCCACAGUGUAUGAUAGAUUAAAGUCAACAACCCUACACCCAGAGAAGGCCAUUCUCCUUGGUAGGUCUGGUGAACACUACCAAGCACUGCAGAUGCUUGUACACGAGGAGAAAGAUCUCCAGGCUGCAGAGGCCUACUGCUGCAAGGCUGCCCAGGACCAGGACUCACAAUUCAGGCAGGUCCUCCUGCUCACUCUUCUCCAAAUCUACCUGAGCUCCAAGGAUCUCACAGGUGCAGCUGUGGAUCUACUUCACAGCCAACCUCAGGUUUUUGCACUGGAGAAGGUACUCCAGCUCCUUCCUGAGUCCUGGUCUGUUCAACUGGUCUCUCAGUUUUUAGUCGUAUCCCUCAGGGAAACCUUCCACCAGAGGCAGAUGGUGAGACUGCAACAGGCUUUGGCCCAGGCGGAGCUCCUGAGGCACAAGGUCACUUGGAUGCAGGCCUCAAAAACAAAGUUCAGAGUGGACAAGGAGCAGAAAUGUAGAGUUUGCCAGGGAGACCUUACAGACCCACACUUUGCCCGUAACCUGCGAGGUGAGGUGGUGCACGUAAGCUGCAUGGGCUACUCUGCAUUAUAACAACAGACUCAGACUUUUUUUUUUUUUCUUACUGCACUUUUAAGAAUCUCAUUCAUUUUUUACAUUUCUGCUUCCAACCCGAUGAUUGAUCUGAUCAUAGAGCCAGACUCUACCAGAAUCAGAGUCAUGGACAACUUUGCUACUAAGAUUUUUAAAAAAUGUUUAAAUAAAGGGAUUCAAACUGGAAAAGAACAAGCGCUGCACUUUUUUGCAGGCAACCAUUUUUAGACAGAUUGUAGACAGCAAGAGCAAUAAAGUCAAUUGAGAAAAACCCUCAGGGGUGUAUAUUCACUGAUCAGACAGUGGUAUUUUACAUGGAAACCACCUGUGGUCACCCUGAUGACCAAAAGGAAUAUGGCGGUCCUCCACUGCUGUAUAUAUACAUCCCUGCCAUCAUGGUUUCCACUGUGUAUAUUUGUCUACACAGAGCUGGAAAUAGACAGUCAACAACCGAGAGGCUGCACGUGAGAGACUUUUUUUAUUCAGCACAAGCAUUAAUAUACGUUUAUUACACCCUGAAAUAGAAAUCACAAUUGCAGGUUUAAAACUGGAACGUAAACACUGUGGUCAAAGUUUUGAGUCACUUUAAUUUAAUAAACUAAUUUUACGAGCAAGCAAAUGACAUGUCUGCACCAUCUAUAGAAUAUUUUUUCCCCAGCAUCAUUCCUGUAUCAUUACAGAGCUUCCAAAAACUAACACACAAACUCCAGCGCGUCCACAUGUACACCAUGAAAAUCAUCUGAACACUUAAACAUAUAUCAUUAGAGUCAUAAGGUAUUUGUCUGUUUGUGCUGUAAUUUUGUCAUUAAGGCUAACCAUAGCAAUUUCUUUAUUCUGAUGCAUUUUGAGAUAAGAGCUCAGGAGACGCCUAAAGCAGCAGUAAUGUUAACUCGGGCAUGUGGUUGGACUGCGUAAGGUUUCAGCUGGAGCUGAGUGACUAAUUGUAGUGCAGAUAAAUAGGGGGAGUUGGGGGGGUUCGUUGUUCUCACUGCAGGUCUUAAAGUUCAUUUGAUGUUCCACAAUGUUGGUCUUAAGAAGCGUUUUGAGAGCGUAGCUAGGAUUAAGGGCUACACGAAUAAUACACUUGACUUAAGCUUUAACUUGAAAAUUGUCACCCUGGGUGGAUAUAUUUAACUUCAGGCUCUUAUAAAAAUGACGUGACUCACAAGACCCAAAAAACUGUAUUUUUAACUUCUUGCUUUCAUGUGGAUGCAGGAAAAUUGCCACAUCUCCUCCUUCAUAUCGGUUCCUUAUAAUUUUAACAAUCUAGGCAUUUAGUUUUAUAUCUUAAGCAAUCUUGGAUGGACAGCUGAAAGAUAUGAGUGCCCCCCCCCCCUUGAUUCUUACUUGUUCCUCUCAGCUUAUAUAGACAGACAGGGAGGGCUGCUUCCAUGUCAUUGGCUGAUCUUUGGGUUGUGCUGAUGACCAGUAACCACUGGGUGGACCUGGGCCCGUGAUUACGUCCACUUCUUUCCUUCUCACGGAUAUCCUCAGGGACCAUUAAUGCUGUUUUGAGCACUUGUGGUGAUGCUGUACCUCAAAAAAUGUUUUUCUCACUUUGAUUGUGUUGACCAAUAGCCAUAAGUAACCACAAGGUAAAAAUACGCAGGCACAAGUAUGAAUACGUCUUCUUCCACAUAAACUAAGGCUGCAGAAAGAACAUUCUGUGCAUUAAAAUGAGUUAAAUUAUUGUAAUAUUUGGUGCAAGCCUGGAUCAUCCAGGACGCCACUGAUGAUCAUUUUACAUAAAAGAGGAAUGGAUUGGAUGCAAACAUCAGCAGUUAUGGAGGAAAGAGCGGUAGGUAUCCAGACGUUGGUCUCCCAUUAUAAAUAUCCAUGUCACCACAAAGUCAGCACGAGAGACGAAAACAGGAACAUUUUCUGCUUUUGCUUUACUAAACUUAAGGAGGAAAACUGUCUGAUGUCUGGAUUUUUGCAUGUAGCUGUUUACAUUGUUUUGGACUUUUUCUCUCCAACACUGUUUUUAGCAUAUUAAAAAUAUACUUGACAUUGUUUUGUCCUCUUGCUAUAUGAGAAUCCUAUAUUAAGGUGACAAAAAAAAACCUUUAAAAGAUGUCUGUCAUCACACAAGAAGUUUGAGGUCACGUAAAAAAUGUAGCAUAUGACAUAAAUAUUGAUCAGAAAUGUUGAAACUGACAGUAAUUAAAGAGAUCGUUCUUCAUAAGCCAUUUAUGAAUUUCCGCAGACAUACACAGGCCCAUUUUCAGAAGUCGUCGCGCCGAAAACUGCUGAUUAAAGACGCAAUAAAUUCUGCUAGCGGAGCGUCUGGUGCACCAUCCUGUGUGAGUUUAAUCAUAGUCUCAAUGUACCUCAAAAGAAGGGGAAACUGCCAAAAGUUUUCACACAACAAUAUCAACCACUCUGCACACCAACACAAUUGUGCCAUAAUGGGUACCGUUUAAUGAAACUGCCAGUUAAGGACCUGUGAGGCAUCUCUGUCUCGACCUAGAGACUGAUUUACUUACCCGCUGUCUCAUUUGUGCAGCGGGGCCUCCCACUUUGUUCUUUUCUGGUAGGAGCCAAACUUUGCUGCUGUGUAACCUUGUAGGAGUAUGAAAUCCAUCGUCCUGAGGCAAUUUUUGCCAUUUCUUCCAUGAGUUUCAGAAUAAAGUACUUUUUGGGGGGCGUUUUGAUUAUCCACUAGGCUGAUGCUCCAGACACUCAACUAGCCAAACACAUGAUCAGUUUUAAGCUCUGCUAACAUGACUAGAAAAGAGUUUAGCCUUUUAUCAUGUUGAACUGCAUUGCAUGGCAUUGGAACAUAGGAGCAUUGUUUUCUGCAUUUAUCUCUGUAUGUCUUGAUAAAUCCUGAUCUAUAUAUUUGAUAAAUUCUGUAUUUGCUUCCUAGGAGUAAUAAUUUCUUUGAGUGAUCACGGUGGGGACUUAAAUAAAUGACAAUAAAAGUUUAAGCUGUUGUCUUAAUACUAAAUUAGUUACUUGUCCUGCCCUCACCCCGAACCAGUUAUGGCAGCUGGCUUUCCCACUCUGAGCCUGGCUCUGCUGGGGGUCUCUUCCUUUUAAGGGUUUUUUCCUUCCCACUGUUGCCCAGUGCUUGCUCAUAGGGGGUUCAUCUGAUUGUUGGGGAUUUCUCUGUAUUAUUGUAGGGUAUUUACCUUACACUAUAAAGCGCAUUGAAGCAACUGAGCCCUUCAUCAGAUUGGCCUCCUCUCUAGGGUGCACCCUGAAUCGCACCCUGUGAAUCAAAAUCUGAAUACUUUAUUAAUCCCUGAGGAAAUUAUGUGGUCACUGUUGCUCCAAGACAGUAAGAACAGUAACUAAACUAAAUUAAAUAAUACAAGAAAUAACACAACUAAAUAUAUAUGGAUGAAAUGGCAGCUGGGACAGGUUAAUCCCCACAUGAUAAGGAUAAGCGGAAUAAAAUAGAUUGAUUGAUGGAAACAACUGUUGUUGUAAUUUCAUGCUAUAUAAAUAAAGUUGAAGUGAAGUGAA
Molecule: messenger RNA, 6623 nt
Organism: Oreochromis niloticus (Nile tilapia)
Lineage: Eukaryota; Metazoa; Chordata; Actinopteri; Cichliformes; Cichlidae
Product: transforming growth factor-beta receptor-associated protein 1
Exons: 11
Coding region: 648-3152 (834 amino acids)
Biological process (GO): autophagy; vesicle-mediated transport; endosomal vesicle fusion
Cellular component (GO): cytoplasm; membrane
Source: RefSeq, a predicted model, not a curated record